CUUGAUAGAACAGUAGCCUUCUGCAGAAUGAAUUAUGGCUGGAUUUGUAUAUGAACCAGACGUCACAGAGGCUUUUUUGACCUGUUCAAUUUGUGAAGACGAUUAUAAAGAACCUGUAGGAUUGCCAUGUCUUCACUCUUUCUGCAAAGAAUGCAUCAGUCGCCAUAUAAUAGAAUCCACCAAAGGACAAAAGGCGGCAAGAGGAUUUAACUGUCCCAAGUGUAAGCGCCAAAUCGAUGCACCUGAUCCACAACAAGCUCCACAUUAUUGGGUUGAGUCUUUCCCGGUGAAUCAUUUCGUGAAGAGCUUAAUGGAAAAUGUUCGUUUGCGGACAGAAGAAAGAAAAUGCGACCCGUGCUCAAGGCGCAAUGACAGUAUCAUUGCAAUGAAGUGGUGUAAAGAAUGCUCCGAAGCUUACUGCGAGCAAUGUGAAUCUUUCCACAAGUCGCUGAAAUACUCUCAACAUCACAACCUGAUAAGCAUGAUCGAUCUUCAACAUCAACCAAUCAAGGACACUGCCAACAGACCUCCAUGUCCCGACCAUGAAGGAACAGAGCUGGCUUUCUUCUGCGAGGAUCAUAACCAGGUCGUCUGUUCCUCUUGUGUGACGCUGGAUCACAGGAAAUGCCUCAACGUUACAUCUUGCGAAGAAGCAGCCGAUAAGCAAAGGCUCAAGACAGAUGCCAUUAUUGAUAAACUGAAGAUGCAACGAGACUGGGCAAAUAGGAUUUCAGAAAACCGAAAACAUAGUUCGAAAACCUUGGAAGAUGCAUCUUUUCAGCUUCGUCAACAAAUAGCUGGCCUUCGUCAGCAGAUGAACGAUUUGUUGAAAUCUAAAGAAUACAAGCUGACUGAAGAGAUUAAAAACAUAAAGAUUCAAGAGAAAAACAACUACGAUUCCGACAUCGAUAGUUGUGAUGGUAUCGCUAGCACGACUGAUAAUGCUUUGUCCUUGCUUCAAAACACAUUGAAGCAUGGUUCCGACACAGAUGUUCUACUAAUGGUGGACAAAGUCAAACAUGAAGCUCAUGUCUGCGAAAACACCCUUUCCGAUAUAACUCGUCAAAUGAAAGACGUCUUCAUGAAUUUUACUCCAGAUAAACAGCUCCAAGCGAUUUCCACUACAUUGAGAGACAUUGGAAAGAUAACAGUAACGUACACUCCUGUUCAUAUUGCUCCUCCAUACAAUCUGGAAAACUCAAACGAGGAACACCCCAUAGAGGAUGAAUCCAUUGCUUUUCGAAGUAUUCCUUCAUCACCACUAUCCACUCGAAAGUCCCCUCCUCCGCCUUUGUCUAUGAAAAAAGCAUCGCCACCGAUAAGCUCGCGAAAAUCCCCACCAACUUUCUUCGGAAGUGGAAAUAAUAUCCAUACAGCAAGGCUAUCUCCCAUACCUUCCGUCAGGUCAAGAAAGUCUCCUCGAUAUGAAGAUGUAAAACAUCCCGAUUCUGCGCAAACGCCACUUCCACCACUUAUUCUUCCACCAAAGUCAGUUUCGCCAAUCCACCGAGUAGCUCCGAAACAGGCAACAAUGGAUUACUUCUUCAAAGCCCGCACUAUUCAAGAUAGAGAAAACUGUUGCUUCACUGGUGCAGAAUUUAUUGGAAAUAGUAGAAUCAUCCUAAUUGACCAGAACCAUCGCAAGAUUAAGCUUUUCAAUAAGGAGUACAAGUGGGUUGGUGAAAAGGUGUUGUCUGCGAAACCCUACGAUAUUGCAAUCAUCAGUGGAAACGAGGUUGCCGUAAGUCUCCCACCAGACAAGAAAAUUUAUAUUUACCAGGUUCGGGAGAACGAUUGCCUCGGUAUUUCCACCAUUCAGACAGGUGCAAAGUGUUGGGGAAUUGCAUUUGCCAACAAAAAGUUUGCUGUCUGCUGCUAUUCCCAACCGCCUUGCAUUAAAAUGAUGUCUCAAGACGGAAGAGAAUUAAAGAUCAUCUGCAAGGAUCAGGAAGAUCAUGAUCUGUUUUCCUUCCCUGACUACAUAGCCAUGGACAAAUCAGCCAAGAACCUGUUUGUCACCGACAAAUAUAAAGGGUCUGUAAUCGCUGUUACUACCAGUGGAGAGAAAAGAUGGGAAUUCCGGGAUGAAGGUUUACUUAAGAAUCCCAAAGGAAUUGCUGUUCUUGGAACGCGUGUUUAUGUUGCAGGAUGCAAGUCCCACAAUGUAUUACUGAUGACGACAGAUGGUGACGUCAUCGGUAAUAUGAUAAGUGAUGGAAUUUCCAAUCCACACAAAAUUGCGCUCCAUUCCGAUGGAGAUCAUCUCAUGGUUACUCAGUACCAGUCUACAUUAGUGGAUGUUGAAAAGAACAUGAUAAAAGUGUUUACAGUGUACUGAAGAAUAUUUUAAACGAUUUUUCGCUUUAUUCAUCGGUUAAGGUUCAUAUAA
Molecule: messenger RNA, 2389 nt
Organism: Saccostrea echinata
Lineage: Eukaryota; Metazoa; Mollusca; Bivalvia; Ostreida; Ostreidae
Product: tripartite motif-containing protein 55-like
Exons: 2
Coding region: 35-2338 (767 amino acids)
Molecular function (GO): zinc ion binding
Source: RefSeq, a predicted model, not a curated record